Messenger RNA from Diaporthe batatas, 2921 nucleotides. Its product is annotated as mitochondrial 54S ribosomal protein YmL7/YmL5. NCBI's taxonomy places the organism in Eukaryota, Fungi, Ascomycota, Sordariomycetes, Diaporthales, Diaporthaceae. Gene Ontology annotation, molecular function: structural constituent of ribosome; RNA binding. The record is from RefSeq and is a predicted model, not a curated record. Gene Ontology annotation, cellular component: ribosome; cytosolic large ribosomal subunit. Gene Ontology annotation, biological process: translation. The transcript is spliced from 3 exons. The coding region runs from base 92 to 1165 and encodes 357 amino acids.
CUGUAUUCCAAAAAUUUUGGAGCUUCUUCGACGACCGGUUGACACCGCAUAGCUGCGCCAGCCAACCGAGCAACGCGACAAACCAGACAAGAUGGCGAGCUGGAGGGAAGCGGUCCGCCCGCUGCGGCAACUACGGGUCUCACAGAUAUCACGACAAGCCAGGCCGGCCUGUCCACGGAGAUGUUACUCGGCAGAAGCUGCGGCUGCGGCGCCGGUCGAGACACCGGCAGUAUACCGCGACCUCGAGCCGGAUUCCACACAACUGGCCCCCGGCCCGUCACCAGAGCAAAUAGACGAGUUCAAGAACCCCAAGAAGCGAGCAGAGGAGAGGAAAUACCAGCUUCCUAGCAACAGAUACCAAUACCACCCGCCCAAAUUCCGCCGUGGCGCCCUCCAUCCCGUCCAGUCCCCCCCGUCCUCCGACCCCAUCGCGCGCGACUUCCAAGCAGGGCCCUUCUACUUCCCCCGCCUCAAGGAGACGUGGCAGACGACGAUCGCGCCGGACCUGCUGACGCUGACGUACGAGCACACGCCGCCCGGCACGGAAAAGGGCCCCGUAGGCCAGCGGCUGCGGGAGUGGGACGACUCAUCGCCGUACCACAAGAACCGACCGCUUCGGGGGCCCCGUGGAAGCACCGGCGCCCUGCGCCUGGUGGAGAAGGACAUCGACUUCAAGAACGUGCCGGGGCUGCUGGCCAUCACGCUGUCGACGUACGUGCCGCAGGGCGCCAAGGAGGGGUCGUACCUGCUUGCCGCGAGGGCGGCGCUGCAGGCUGUCAGCGGCGGGCGCACCGAGAUCACGCGCGUCAAGCAUGGUGUUUCGCAGUUUGGUGUCAGCAAGGGCCAGACGGCCGGUUGCAAGGUGACCGUGUGGGGGGAGCAGGCCUACGAGCUCAUGGACAAGAUGGUUCACCUCGUCUUCCCCAAGAUCAAGGAGUGGCCCGGCGUCGAUGGCAAGACGGGCGACGAGUCGGGGAACCUGUCGUGGGGGUUUGAGCCCGACCAGUUUGCGCUGUUCCCUGAGAUCCAGGCCAACUAUGACGCCUACCCGGCAAAGAUGAUUCCCGGAUGCCGAGUCAAUGUCCAGACCACAGCCAGAUCCGACCGACACGCUCGCCUCCUCAUGCAGGCGCUGGGAGUACCGUUCCACGGCAACUUCAAAUGAGGCGCGAUAGCCUAAUUGUCAUUUCGGAUGGAGCAUAUGCAAGUCGAGCUUGAGACCAUGCUGCAAAACUGCCGUUUCGCUGUAUCAUAAACUGUAAAGCCUCCUGUCACAUAUCAUAGAAGUGGAAGAAACGGCCGGGGCAUCUGGAUGGCAUCAAAAUGGCAUGUCUCAUUUCCCCAAUUUCCAUAAUAUCAUGUAGCUGGCUCCGAUGCAGCUUGUAACCAUGCCCAAUGUCUAUAUAGGAUCCUGCAGUCUCAUGUCUGCCACAACGCCCCUAACGCCGUCUAUGCAUGGCCUCGUGGGUCCCAAUGCGAUUUCCAUCCGCCCUGACCAAUGUGCCUUUUCUUUUUUUGUCCCACUCAUACCUAGGCGGAAGCCUUCGCGGCGUCCUUCUUGACAAGCUCCUUCAGCCCCUCCAUCACCGCAUCGACAGCGUCCAUAUUCGUGGCGUCGACCUUUUCCGAGCCCGCGGGCCUUUGGCCGCCCUUCUCCAGCUCGGCAGCGACGACGUCCAUGGCGGGCUGGUAGUUCCGGGUGGCAGAGCUGAGGGCGUAGACGGCCUUGCGGCGGACGUCAGCCCUCUCCUCGGGCGCCACGGCCAGCUUCACGAGGCGCGGGAGGCCGCCCAUGGCCAGCAGGCGCUCCUGGCUCGUCUCGUUGUUCUGCACGGCGGUGCCGGCGACCCAGGCGGCGUACAGGCGGACGUCGGGCUCGGCGUCGGACAGGGUCGACAGCAGGGGCGCCCACAAGCCCAGAGGCCCCAGGUUGUUGGCAUUGUCGAGCGACUCGAUCAGCUGCUCCAGGUUGUCAAAGGCUGUCAGGCGGUGCUCGAGCGUCACCUCCGGGUCCUUGGUGUUGGUGAUGACGGACAUGGACUGCUUCAUCAGGUCUGCGUCUGAGGGCCCACCCAGCAGGGAGGCGAGAAUCUCUGGGUUCAGGCCAUUUGGUGAUGCUGUGGAGGGGGCGGCCUGGCUGGCUGUCGUCGCUGCUGCUGCCGCCGUGGUGUUCUCCCCGGCGGUGGCGGGCGCAUCUAUGGCCUUGACUGCGGUUGUGGAAGGGGUCCCAUUCGAGUUGGCGUUCCCGGCGGUCUGUGCUUCGAUGCUCCAUCUGAGGAGCUCAUUGAGAUUCUUGUCCAUGGUGAGGGGUGGUAAAUUGGGCUCGGCUUGUUCUGGCUUGGUCUCGUUCGGAUCGGAGCUGUUUUGGAUCUGGCCUGUGAUGAACCGAGAUUGUGUUCUUCGGCGGGUGUUUGUUCCGGCGAGGAAUGGAUUGAAUUAUUGCGAGAGAUUGGAAUGGAAAUUGGAAGGUCUGCUAUGGGGAUCGGCACGAUUUUGUUUUCUGUGAAAGUUUGCUCGUGGUGACCUCGGGAUUGUAGAGCUAUCCCAAAAUGUUUCGACUGUUGCUUUUUUCGGGAAGCUUCUCGAAAAUUCUUGCACCGUUACGGACUAGCGCGGGUCCCCAUCGUUCCUGUCAACUAAUAAGGACCGGCAACCUUGGAAGCCACGGACCAGCCUGCCAGCCUGCCUGCCAGCCUGCCAGCCAGGACCUGCCAGCCACGCUGGCCGCUGGGAAUGCAAUUGCACAAGCCUGGAAGCUAUAAUGGUUCCUUUUCCCACGGGGAGACGCACUGGCCUAUAAUUACCGCGGGUCUCGCAGUGAUGGCGAUCUGCGGGACGCAAGCCCAGCCGCGGAAUUGGAGGCUCAUGAACCAGAACGGGCUGACUGAACUGGCACUGUACCACAGUACCCAGGUAUCUAC